Messenger RNA from Mixia osmundae IAM 14324, 2172 nucleotides. RefSeq lists its product as uncharacterized. The coding region runs from base 386 to 2080 and encodes 564 amino acids. The record is from RefSeq and is a predicted model, not a curated record. The transcript is spliced from 8 exons. Gene Ontology annotation, cellular component: cytosol; membrane; intracellular membrane-bounded organelle. Lineage: Eukaryota; Fungi; Basidiomycota; Mixiomycetes; Mixiales; Mixiaceae. Gene Ontology annotation, biological process: piecemeal microautophagy of the nucleus; maintenance of cell polarity; endocytosis. Gene Ontology annotation, molecular function: sterol binding.
CGCGCCUUUUGUUCGUUCGGGCAACUGCGAAUCACUGACGGCCUCAAGAUUGCACGAGCGUAUCCAAGGCGUGGCAGCUCUCGUCGAACAGUCUGCCGACGUGCUAGAGUGUCGAGCGAGGCAGCAAGGCGCACGCAGCUUGACUGACAGACUGCAUCGGGGCGUGUACCGCACCAGCAUUCAAAGGCACGUUUGAGCCUUGAACGCUCGUCCAUUGGCCGGGUAGUGCUGUCCAGCCUCGGGACCUACUACACAGAUUGUGCUCGGGCAAUCCGCAUUCGGUUGUUGCCGCAGAACUAAGUAGCAGAGCACGUACGCAUUGACGUCAGUGUGCUUCACGUAGCCCGCACGAGCUCGCUCGCGGCGAACAACAGACUUCCACAUCAUGCCUUCCUCGAGGACGGCGUCUAUCAAGUCCGGCCACUCAUCACAUGCAGCCGCAUCGAGCUCCUCACAAGCCACUUCAAUGAGCGAUGCGCCCGCCAGCCUCAAAGAAUCGCCUGAAUCGGAGCCUCUGCCAGACGAUGUGGUCAACCAGUCAGAGUCCUCCAAGCUCAAGCAGCUCUUUGGCAUCCUCAAGAAGUCCCUAGGCGUCAAGGACUUGGCCGCCAUGCGAUUCUCUCUCCCUGCCAAUCUCAUUGAGCCCAUGCCCAAUCUGAGCUACUGGACUUAUCUCGACCGGCCUGACAUCUAUCUCGCCAUGGGUCAAGAAGGUCAGGAUGCUGUCGAACGCAUGCUUGCUGUCGUCCGCUUCACAUUCUGUAUGCAGACCAAGUUUGUACACGGCCGCGUCGUCAAACCCUACAACUCUGUCCUCGGCGAGCAUUUCCGCUCCCACUGGGACGUCUCACCCGCCACCGUCAAAGCAGGCGAGCUGGAGGUUCACGAGUUUCAGUAUCACGAGCCCUUUGGCGGUGCUUCAGGUGAUGGCACCGCCUCCGAAGACGAAGAGGCUACAGGCUCCGAUGAUGAGCAAUUCGAGGAAGCUACCGAAUCCCCUUUGGUCGAUCGAAUGGACGCAAUGAAGAUCUCGAAACAAUCGCACCAGGAAGCGGACACAAAGAGCCUGAGAAGCGUCAAGACGCCCGCCGGCAAGAUCAAGCACCGCCCCAGCUUUGACAAUUCUUACUUUGAAUAUAUCCCCGUCAAUCCACCCAAGGCUUCAGCUUCGAGCCAGUUCCAAGAGCGCGACGGCGCACAGGAGAGUCGCUCGAACAAGCCCAAUCUGCAUCGCAUCGCUUUCCUCAACGAACAGUGUUCGCAUCAUCCGCCAAUUUCGACCUUUUGGUGCGAAUCCCAGCCGAAAGGCGCGACAGAUGGCGUCGGCAAGGUGCUCUCAUACGGCAACGAUCACCUCAGUGCAAAAUUCACGGGCACGAGCGUCAAAGUGUAUGCGGGCAACGUCAACAAGGGCGUCUUUGUCAAAUUGCCCGGCUAUGGCGAGGAGUAUCAGAUAACGCAUCCAACCGCACUCAUCACCGGCUUUCUUCGAGGCGCCCCGGCCAUCCUUCUGGCCGAUCAGACUUACAUCACUUGCACGAACGAGAGCAAGUCUGGCAAGCAGCUCAGAACCCUGCUAGCCUACGUGGACGAGUCAUGGCUCGGCAAGGCAAAGUAUGCUGUAGAAGGUGUCAUCUAUGAAUGCGAAGAAGGGAGGGAACAGUACGAUAAAAUCAAGAGGGUGCCAGAUAAGGAUGUCCUCGCUCGGAUCGAGGGCAGCUGGCGUGGCGCACUCAGAUACAAGCUCACCUCGUCGGGAGAUGACUGGAAAAUGCUAAUAGACGUAUCGAAGCUGCCGCCGCUGCCCAAGACGGUAAGAAGUAUGAACCAGCAAGAGCCGGACGAGAGCCACCGCUUUUGGAAUGAAGUCACCAUCGCGCUGAAAGCGAAGGAUUUUACCAAAGGCAACAGCAUCAAGCAGAGGAUCGAGCAAGCCCAGCGGGACAAGGCCGCCGAACUAGAGAAGCAAGGCAAAGAACACGAGCCGGUCUUCUUCGAGAAGGACAUCUCUUCGGGGAAGCCUGUGCUGUCUUCAGCCGGUAGAGCAGCCAUCUCGAUCGAGCUCAGAGAGCCCGUGUAACGUGUCAGGAUACUAUCGCAGAAUCAAGUGUACGUUAGCCGAGAGACUUAAUGCACCAACAUGUCGCGCGCAUGAGUCCGAAUUUCCACCGA